GCGGCGCGGGGAGCAUCUCGGCUGCCACUGAGCUUCUCCGGCGGGAGCGGGUGUCCAGCUUGGCUGCCCUUCGGUCCUUCCCUGCCGCUCUGCGCCCCGAGACCCCCGCCUCUGCUCGCUUCUCUCCGAGGCGGGCGGGGCGCCUAGCAGCUUCCCGCGGCCUCUGCACUCCGAUCCCGGGGCCGCCGCUCUCCCGGACUCCUGCCCCUCCGACCCUCACCGCCAGGGGGUGCCCCAGGGGCGUAGCGUCGCGGAGAAGACGAGGCAAACGGGACCAUGCGGCGCCUGACCCGCCGCCUGGCGCUGCCGAUCUUCGGGGUGCUCUGGAUCACCGUGCUCCUGUUCUUCUGGGUAACCAAGAAGAAGUUGGAGGUGCCGCCGGGACCUGAAGUGCCGACCCCCAAGACUUUGGAUGCCGACUGGGAAGACCCGUGGGACCAGUUUGAUGAGCGGCAGUAUCUGAAUGCCAAAAAGUGGCGCGUCGGUGACGAUCCCUAUAAGCUGUAUGCUUUCAACCAGCGGGAGAGCGAGCGGAUCUCCAGCAGCCGGGCGGUCCCCGACACCCGCCAUCUGAGAUGCACCCUGCUGGUGUACUGCACCGACCUCCCCCCCACCAGCAUCAUCAUCACCUUCCACAACGAGGCCCGCUCCACCCUGCUCAGAACCAUCCGCAGCGUGUUAAACCGUACGCCGAUGAAUCUGAUCCAGGAGAUCAUAUUAGUGGAUGACUUCAGCAAUGAUCCUGAGGACUGCUUGCAGCUCAUCAAGUUGCCCAAGGUGAAGUGCAUACGCAAUAGCGAGCGGCAAGGUCUGGUCCGGUCCCGGAUCCGGGGCGCUAACAUUGCCAAGGGCACCACUCUGACUUUCCUGGACAGCCACUGCGAGGUGAACAGGGACUGGCUCCAGCCCCUGCUGCACAGAGUCAAAGAGGACUACACACGGGUGGUGUGCCCUGUGAUUGACAUCAUCAGCUUAGACAACUUCAACUACAUCGAGUCCGCCACGGAGCUCCGAGGGGGGUUUGACUGGAGCCUCCACUUCCAAUGGGAGCAACUCUCCCCAGAGCAGAAGGCUCGGCGUCUGGACCCUGCUGAGCCCAUUAGGACUCCCAUCAUAGCUGGGGGGCUCUUCGUGAUGGACAAAUCCUGGUUCGAUUACCUGGGGAAGUAUGAUACAGACAUGGACAUCUGGGGUGGAGAGAAUUUCGAGAUCUCCUUCAGAGUGUGGAUGUGCGGCGGCAGCCUCGAGAUCGUCCCCUGCAGCCGAGUGGGCCAUGUCUUCCGCAAGAAACACCCCUAUGUUUUCCCAGAUGGAAACGCCAACACAUAUAUAAAGAACACCAAGCGGACAGCUGAGGUGUGGAUGGAUGAAUACAAGCAAUACUAUUAUGCUGCCCGGCCGUUUGCUCUGGAGAGGCCCUUUGGGAACAUCGAGAGCAGGCUGGACCUGAGGAAGAAUUUGCAGUGCCAGAGCUUCAAGUGGUACCUGGAGAACGUCUAUCCAGAGCUCAGAAUCCCCAGCGAUUCCUCCAUCCAGAAGGGCAGUAUCCGACAGAGGCAGAAGUGCCUAGAGUCUCAAAGGCAGAAAAACACAGACACGUACAACCUCAGGCUAAGCCCCUGUGUCAAGAACAAAGGCGAGGAUGUAAAAUCCCAGAUAUGGGCCUUCACAUACACCCAGCAGAUCCUCCAGGAGGAGCUGUGCCUGUCUGUCAUCACCAUGUUCCCGGGUGCCCCGGUGGUUCUCGUCCUCUGCAAGAACGGAGAUGACAAACAGCAAUGGACCAAGACUGGUUCCCGCAUCGAGCACAUAGCCUCCCACCUCUGCCUAGACACGGACAUGUUUGGUGAUGGCUCUGAGAAUGGCAGGGAAGUCGUGGUCAACCCAUGUGAAUCAUCACUUAUGAGCCAGCACUGGGACCUGGUGAGCUCGUAAGGACCCGAGCCAGAACCAGCGGGACUGUGGGUGACGUUUCCCCGGAUGACAAGCAGACUGGAAAUCAGGCUACGAGCAGCCCACAGCUACUACAGAUGCUCUGAACUGGGAGGUGGAGGGAGAACCCCCCGGACAGGAGCAGAUGUCUCAGGGAGGAUGGAGGAAGGGAGUGUAAACCAAGUGGGGCUCGGAGACAGAUCCCACGCGUUCUCCAUGCUGUUCCGUUCCAGUCCUGGCCCGGUCUGCCCCUCCCUGGAAUCUGGGGAGAGAGCUCUCACGGGGAGUGUUUAUGUUGUUUCCUUUCUUGCAGAGGAGGCCAGAGAGAAAAGCGUUUUUUUUGUCACGAGGCCUGGACUAAAUUGAGAAAGAGUGGAGGUUGUUUUCCAAAACAAAUAAAGGAACCUUAGAA
Messenger RNA from Zalophus californianus (California sea lion), 2344 nucleotides. It is a transcript of the gene GALNT14, whose product is annotated as polypeptide N-acetylgalactosaminyltransferase 14. NCBI's taxonomy places the organism in Eukaryota, Metazoa, Chordata, Mammalia, Carnivora, Otariidae. The record is from RefSeq and is a predicted model, not a curated record. The transcript is spliced from 15 exons. Bases 277 to 1935 code for a protein of 552 amino acids. Gene Ontology annotation, cellular component: Golgi apparatus.